Messenger RNA from Danaus chrysippus (African queen), 3135 nucleotides. NCBI's taxonomy places the organism in Eukaryota, Metazoa, Arthropoda, Insecta, Lepidoptera, Nymphalidae. The record is from the annotation of a GenBank genome assembly.
AUGAGUGUGCCUAAUUUGAGUGUCGAUCAGAGAACAGAAAUCGAGGCUGCAGAGGCAUGCACUUGGCUACGAGCUGCUGGCUUCCCUCAAUAUGCCCAAAUGUACGAAGAUCUACAAUUUCCUAUCGACGUGUCAGGAGUUCAGAACGACCAUCCAUUCUUGGAUGCAGACUCGCUCCAAUCAUUGUUCAGACGACUCACAGCCCUCAACAGAUGCGCCACCAUGAAGCUAGAGCAUCAUCAUCAUCAGAAGAGAUCGAACGACUCUGACGAUGAACAAUGCGCGUUAAGCGAUAAAUGGCAAUACGAGAGAAAAUCUCGAAGAUGGUCCAGGGUCGUGGAAAUUACGCCGCAAGCACAAAGGAGAUUACAGGUGAUAGCAGCUAGAGCGCUAGCAGAACGUGAGGCAAGAGAGGCGAGAGGUGAAGUAGAAGAUGAUGAGGAUGAAACUCUUCCAACCAUCAGGGUCGGUCUGGUUGACGCAGAUGGACAUUACACAGACGUAGAACCAGAUCUUCUGACAGUACCGGGACAUAAUAUGCAGUUACCAAGUGAUAAAGAAGAUGAGGAAGAUACUGGGACAAGAUUCAGGCGAACUGGUUCAGAAAGAUUACGGGACGGAGCGAAGGCAUUAUUAAGGAGGGUAGAAUCGCUGAAAACGAGACGAAGGAAACGGCAGAACAGAACAGAAGUUAUUGUUUCAUCACCACACUUCCUUGACGUCAAUCAGGAUAAAUAUGCUGACCUGAAUUACAUAGAUAUGACGCCGACUACUCCAACAGCAUUUCCAUUCCCAGAUUUCCAUAGUUCCCCUGUCCAUGCACCAGCUAUCAGAACACAACCACCUUCUCCCAUGACCAUAAUGCCACCAUCUCCAAUCGCUCCUCUUGAACAAUCCUUUGUAUUACACGCUCCUUUUGGUGAUGACAGUUCCAGUUAUGCUUCCGAUAACAGUAUGGGAUCUAGCAAUAAAAGUUCAAAGUCAAAACUGGGAAGGGCCAAACGCAUCUUUCAUAGAGGACUUAAAAGUGAUGAUUCAAGUGCUUUGAGCGAUUCUGAAUGCCAGCCGGCUAGUUGGAGGCAUAAUUACUAUAAAGAGCAUAAUACUCAUCAAAAUACUGAGGUUUACGUUGAACCUCCAUCACCAGUUGAACUGAAGCCAGAUCCAGAAGUACUUCGAGAGGUCCAAAAAUCACCGGCACAUACAGCACACAGACGCCAGGCGAUAAGGACGAGUUCAUUGAACUUGGGAAAGGACACACCAAAAUUUCGUGAUAGAAGUCUCAAAAGGGAAAAAUCAGCUUCAAGAAGCUCUGAAUUGGACAGUAGUCCAAAUUCAGCAGGGUCAAGGUCACAUGAUGGUGACCACGAUGAUGACGAAGACAGCUUGGAUAUAAAGACAAAGAAAAACAAUAUACAAAGAUGGUACUCAUUUAGGACGAAUGUACUCAACGGUGGCCCAAAAGCAAAUAAUACGCUGCAGCCUGCUCCUAACCAAAAGAAUCCUGAAACUUACUUGUCGCGUCCGAUGUCUUCAUUAUCAUGUGGUCAGCUCCAUAUAUUGAGGAAACUAGCGCUACUGAGGCUCACCGCUUGUAUGGAAAGAUAUUGUCCAUCACAUAAAUCCGGUUGGAAUUGGGAGUUACCUAAGCUUAUAAGAAAGAUCAAGACGCCAGAUUACAAAGAUAAGACAGUUUUCGGUGUACCUCUAACAGUCUCUCUACAGAGGACGGGUCACUCUUUGCCAAAACCGAUUCAAUGCGCUCUUAAUUGGCUGAAGAACAAUGCGUUAGAACAGAUGGGUAUAUUCAGAAAGGCUGGAGUUAAAUCUCGAAUAGCCAAACUCAGAGCUAUGGUCGAAUCAGCGGGAGCGACUACAGCAACAUUCGCCAUCGAGAACAUGAACACCAUAGACCCAAACCAGUCUAGUCUGAACUUCGAUGGUGCCCAGGCUCAUGAUGUAGCGGAUAUGGUGAAGCAAUACUUCAGAGAGCUCCCUGAUGCUUUGCUGACUAAUAAACUGAGUGAAACCUUCAUUGCUAUAUUUCAACAUGUUCCGGAACCAUUAAGGCCAGAUGCUGUUCAAUGUGCAUUACUGCUUCUUCCCGAGGAACAUCUAGAGGCUUUACAAUCUCUACUCAUUUUCUUAGCGGAGGUCGCAGAACACUCAACCACAAAUCAGAUGACUGCAUCAAAUUUGGCUGUUUGUUUUGCGCCAACAUUAUUAAGACUACACCACGCGCCGCCACAGACUGGUAGUACCAAAGAAGGAAAUUCUAAUAGAACUCUGAUAGAGAGCGCGCUAGACCAGCGUCAGAUCAGCGAGUCUCGAGCAGCACACGCGUGUUUACUGCUGCUGGUGACGCAGCACAAACAGCUGUUCCUCGCACCAGCUGACAUGCUGGCGAGGUGCAAGUUCAAUUACUUCGAGGAGAGCGUACCGGUGUCACUUGAAGAGUUGGGAGCGGAUUUCAAUCAAGACUGGAAAGGUUUUCAACAAGCCUGCAUCAAAGCAUUACUCAAAGAAGCCAAAGAGAAAGUCUGUGGCCGGUCGGGAAAGAGAACGCGCGGUUGGAUGUCAGUUUCGGGAGCAGCGCCUCACGUUGAGUUAUGCUGCAAGAAAGUCGGCGAUGGACAUCCAUUGAGGCUGUGGAGGGCCACUACUGACGUGGAGGCACCGCCGCAGGAGGUUAUGCAAAGGAUACUCCGCGAGAGGCAUAUUUGGGAUGAUUCCCUUGUGAAGUGGCGCGUGGCUGAAAAGUUGGGACCUAACGCAGAAGUGUUUCAAUACAUCACGGCAUCUAGCUUCAACUUACCGCAUAGGGACUAUUGUGUGCUACGAUCUUGGCAGCAGGGCGGCAGCGGUGGCGGCGGCUGGUGUGCGGUGGCUGAGACAUCAGUAGCUCAUGGAGCGGCGUCAGACGGAGCCAGGGGAGUUGUACUAGCUUCGAGAUACCUCGCACAACCAGCGGGUAAAGGACGAAGCAGACUUGUACAUCUCGCAAGAGUUGAUACAAUGGGACGUACUCCAGAAUGGUACAACAAAUGCUAUGGGCAUAUCUGCGCAUUGUAUCUGGCUAGGAUUCGAGCCUCCUUCAAGCAUAAUACAGAAGGACCUGAAUCGAAUCUUCCAUAA